Molecule: messenger RNA, 6095 nt
Organism: Elaeis guineensis (African oil palm)
Lineage: Eukaryota; Viridiplantae; Streptophyta; Magnoliopsida; Arecales; Arecaceae
Source: RefSeq, a predicted model, not a curated record
AUACGCGGACUCGGGCGUCUGAUGCGCCUUUUGCCCUAGUGGAAGACCCUCGAGGAAAGCCAAGAAACGAGUCAAUUAGCCGGCUCGCCCUUUUCUCUGUUCCCGUUUCGCAGGUCCUUCGAGUCGAAGAAACCCCUUUUCUCCGUUCCCCUUUCGCAAAUCUUUCGAGUCGAGGGAACAAACGCCAGGCGGAAGCCUUCGUAGUUAUCCGCUCUCCCAUCUAGUUGGAGGCGGAUCGACUUGGACGGGUGGUUUGAGCUUUGAUUUCAUGUAUUGAGUUGGGGAUUUGGAUCGGAAGGUUUUGGUCGGAAGAUGUCGAAGGUGGGGGCAAACUGGGAGCGGCUGGUGCGGGCGGCCCUGCGGGGGGAACGGGGAGGUGCUGGUGUGCAAGGGCUGCCCCCGACUGGCAUCGCGGGGAAUGUCCCGUCCUGUCUAGCUAACAACUUGCACAUCGAAGAGAUACUUAGAGCAGCUGAUGAGAUCCAAGAUGAGGACCCGAAUAUCGCUAGAAUAUUGUGUGAGCAUGCAUACUCGCUCGCCCAAAACUUGGAUCCCAAUAGCGAGGGCAGAGGCGUGCUCCAGUUCAAGACUGGUUUGAUGUCGGUCAUAAGGCAAAAACUUGCAAAGAGGGAUGGUGGAAGCAUAGAUCGUAGCCAGGAUAUUGCUCGCCUGCAAGAAUUUUAUAAGCUGUACAGGGAGAAGCAAAAAGUAGAUGAGUUGCGUGAGGAUGAAAUGAAGCUGAGGGAAUCGGGUGUUUUCAGCGGUAACCUUGGAGAGUUGGAACGAAAGACUGUGAAAAGAAAGAAAGUAUUUGCAACUCUAAAGGUCUUGGGAACAGUAGUUGAGGAGCUAACGAAGGAGAUUGCUCCUGAAGAUGCAGAAAAAUUGAUAUCUGAAGAGAUGAAACGGGUGAUGGAAAAAGAUGCAGCAAUGACAGAGGAUGUAAUUGCUUAUAAUAUCAUUCCAUUGGAUGCACCAUCUAUAGCAAAUGUUGUUGCCUCUUUCCCUGAGGUAAAAGCAGCGGUAUCAGCUUUGAAGUACUUCAGUGAGCUGCCUGAGCUGCCUCAUGAUUUUUAUAUUCCUGCUUCAAGAAAUGCUGAUAUGCUCGACUUUUUGCAAUAUGUUUUUGGAUUUCAGAAGGACAAUGUCUGUAACCAGCGCGAACAUAUAGUUCACCUUCUUGCUAAUGAGCAGUCUCGACUUCGCAGACUUCCAGGCAGCGAGCCGAAAAUAGAUGAAGGUGCUGUUCAUAUCGUAUUUUUGAAGUCUCUUGAGAACUAUAUAAAGUGGUGCAACUAUCUGCCUCUCCACCCAGUUUGGAACAAUGUGCAAUCAUCAAGCAAAGAAAAGAAGUUGUUGUUUGUUUGUCUAUACUAUCUGAUAUGGGGAGAGGCUGCGAAUGUUAGAUUUCUUCCCGAGUGCUUAUGUUACAUAUUUCAUCAUAUGGCAAGAGAGCUAGAGGAAAUAUUGCGUCAACAGGUCAUGCAACCAGCCAAAAGCUGUGUUUCUCCUAAUGGAGUAUCAUUUCUUGAUCAAGUUAUUUCUCCUCUAUAUGAAGUUCUAGCAUCUGAAGCUGCAAAUAAUGACAACGGGCGAGCACCGCAUUCGGCUUGGAGAAACUAUGAUGAUUUUAAUGAGUUCUUCUGGUCUCUUAACUGUUUUCAACUUAGCUGGCCUUGGCGACUUAGUUCACCAUUUUUUUGCAAGCCCAGUAAGAAGACCAAGAAUUUGUCGUCUGUUGGUAGAAGUAAGCGUUAUGGCAAAACAUCUUUCGUGGAGCACCGAACUUUUCUUCACCUUUACCAUAGUUUUCAUCGCCUGUGGAUGUUUCUUUUUCUGAUGUUCCAGGGAUUGACUAUUGUUGCCUUCGAAAAUGGUCAUCUGAAUUUGGAAACCAUCAAACUGGUUCUUAGUCUGGGCCCUACAUACGUUGUAAUGAAAUUUUUUCAAAGUGUACUGGACAUUCUGAUGAUGUAUGGUGCUUAUUCAACAUCUCGUCGUUCAGCUGUUACCCGAAUAUUUUGCCGCUUCUUUUGGUUUUUGGCUGCGUCAUUGGUUGUUUGUUACCUAUAUGUGAAAGCACUCCAGGAGGGAUCUAAUUCCUUUUUUUUCAGGAUAUAUGUCUUUGUAGUAGGCAUAUAUGCUGCGUGCAAACUCUUUCUUAGCAUUCUCUUGCAUAUCCCAUUUUGCCAUCGUUUGACUGAGCCAUGUGAUCGUUGGUCUGUUAUGCGCCUUGCCAAGUGGAUGCACCAGGAACACUACUAUGUGGGACGUGGAAUGUAUGAGCGUACCACCGACUAUGUCAAAUAUAUGCUCUUUUGGCUCGUGGUAUUUGGUGCAAAAUUUUCAUUUGCCUAUUUUCUCCAGAUCAAGCCGCUGGUUUCACCAACAAAGGUUAUUGUUAACUUUACAGGCUUACAAUAUUCGUGGCAUGAUUUGGUAUCUAGACAUAACCAUAAUGCACUGACAGUUCUUAGUUUAUGGGCACCAGUGGUUUCAAUUUACCUUUUGGAUAUUUAUGUGUUCUACACCUUAUUUUCGGCUGCCUAUGGGUUCUUACUUGGGGCUCGAGAUCGCUUGGGGGAGAUUAGAUCUGUGGAAGCUGUCCACAAACUUUUUGAGAAGUUUCCUGAAGCAUUUAUGGACAAACUUCAUACUGGUCUUCCCGAAAGGAAUCAGCUACGUUCCUCUGGUCAGGAAGCAGAGUUGAAUAAGUUUGAUGCUGCUAGAUUUGCUCCCUUCUGGAAUGAAAUUAUACAAAAUUUACGAGAAGAGGAUUAUAUUACUAAUUUUGAGAAGGAUUUACUUCACAUGCCCAAAAAUUCUGGGCUUCUUCCAAUGGUCCAGUGGCCCCUAUUUUUGCUUGUUAGCAAGAUAUUUCUUGCCAGAGAUAUUGCACUUGAGUGUAAGGAUUCACAGGAUGAUCUCUGGUUCAGAAUUACUAGGGAUGAGUACAUGAAAUAUGCGGUUCAGGAGUGCUAUCACAGUAUUAAGGUUAUAUUGAUUUCUAUACUGGAGAAGGAAGGAUGCAUGUGGGUGGACAGGAUAGAUGAAGCUAUCAAGGAAAGUAUAAGGAAAAAGAUUGUUCAAACUAACCUUCAGCUGAGCAAACUGCCACUUGUAAUUUCCAGAAUUACUGCAUUGACUGGUGUGCUGAAAGGAAGGGAGUCCUCUGAAUUGAGAAAAGGAGCUGUCAAGGCUAUGCAAGAUCUUGAGGAUGUGAUUCGUCAUGAUGUUCUAACUCUUGAUAUGAGUGGAAACAUUGAUGCCUGGAGUCAGAUAAAUAAAGCUAGAGGUGAAGGUCGCCUCUUCGACAAUAUAAAGUGGCCUGAGGAUCCUGAAUUGAAAGAAUUGGUCAAGAGAUUGCAUUCACUGUUGACCAUCAAGGAAUCUGCUGCGAAUAUCCCGAAAAACUUGGAGGCUCGGCGUAGGCUAGAGUUUUUCACAAAUUCUCUAUUUAUGCGAAUGCCUCAAGCCAGGCCAGUUUCUGAAAUGUUAUCAUUCAGUGUCUUUACUCCAUAUUACUCUGAGAUUGUGCUUUAUAGCUUACCUGAACUCCAGAAGAGGAAUGAGGAUGGGAUAUCCAUUCUGUUUUACCUUCAAAAGAUUUUUCCAGAUGAGUGGAAGAACUUUCUGUCUCGGAUAGAAAAAGAUGAAAAUGCACAAGAAUCUGAACUUUUAAAAGAUCCAAAAGAUAUUUUAGAGCUUCGGUUUUGGGCAUCAUAUCGCGGGCAAACCUUAGCAAGGACUGUACGUGGGAUGAUGUACUAUAGAAAAGCUCUUAUGCUCCAAAGUUAUUUGGAGAGGAUUAUUUCGGAAGAUCCAGAAGCUGCACUUUCUGGGAGUGAUAUAACAGAAACUCAAGGGUUUCACUUGUCUCCUGAAGCUCGUGCACAGGCAGAUUUGAAAUUCACAUAUGUUGUAACAUGUCAAAUUUAUGGCAGACAGAAGGAAGAACGAAAGCCAGAAGCUGCAGAUAUUGCAUUGCUAAUGCAGCGGAAUGAAGCUCUUAGAGUUGCUUAUAUCGAUUUUGUCGAGAAUGUUAAGGAUGGUAAACUCCAAACUGAGUAUUACUCAAAACUUGUCAAAGCUGAUAUCCGUGGAAACGAUAAGGAAAUUUAUUCUAUUAAAUUGCCUGGAGAUCCAAAGCUUGGUGAGGGGAAACCUGAAAAUCAAAACCAUGCUAUAAUAUUCACUCGUGGAAAUGCAGUUCAGACUAUAGAUAUGAAUCAGGAUAAUUAUUUUGAAGAAGCGUUGAAGAUGAGAAAUCUUCUCGAGGAGUUCCAUUGUGACCAUGGUCUUCGUAAACCAACAAUUCUUGGUGUUAGGGAACGUGUCUUUACGGGAAGUGUCUCAUCUUUAGCUUCAUUCAUGUCCAACCAAGAAACAAGCUUUGUGACUCUUGGUCAGCGUGUUCUUGCUAACCCAUUAAAAGUUCGAAUGCAUUACGGCCAUCCAGAUGUUUUUGACAGAAUUUUUCAUAUAACAAGAGGUGGUAUCAGCAAGGCUUCUCGCAUUAUAAACAUUAGUGAGGAUAUAUAUGCUGGAUUCAAUUCAACAUUGCGCCAAGGCAAUAUUACUCAUCAUGAGUACAUUCAGGUUGGAAAAGGGAGAGAUGUUGGGUUAAAUCAGAUUGCAUUGUUUGAAGGGAAAGUAGCUGGUGGCAAUGGUGAACAAGUUCUUAGCAGGGAUGUUUACAGACUUGGGCAGCUCUUUGAUUUUUUCCGCAUGAUGUCCUUCUAUGUUACAACUGUUGGAUUCUAUUUUUGCACAAUGCUAACAGUGCUGACCAUUUAUAUAUUCCUAUAUGGGAAAACAUAUCUGGCUGUUGUCAGCUUUAUCACAAUGCAGCUGCAGCUUUGCUCUGUCUUCUUCACUUUCUCUCUGGGAACAAGGACACAUUAUUUUGGUCGUACAAUACUCCAUGGGGGUGCAAGGUAUCGUGCAACUGGAAGGGGUUUUGUUGUUCGCCACAUCAAGUUUUCAGAGAAUUAUAGGAUUUACUCUCGUAGCCAUUUUGUAAAAGGGCUAGAAGUUGUGCUUUUGCUAGUCGUAUUCCUUGCAUAUGGUUAUAACAAAGGCGGAGCUCUGUCGUACAUCUUGCUUUCAAUUAGUAGUUGGUUCAUGGCACUUUCAUGGCUUUUUGCUCCUUAUUUAUUCAAUCCAUCGGGGUUUGAGUGGCAGAAGACAGUGGAGGACUUUCGAGAUUGGACAAAUUGGCUACUUUAUAGAGGUGGGAUUGGUGUGAAGGGAGAGGAAAGCUGGGAGGCUUGGUGGGACGAGGAAUUGGCACACAUACGAACGCUACGUGGGAGGAUUUUAGAGACGGUCUUGAGCUUAAGAUUUUUUAUCUUCCAAUAUGGCAUUGUGUACAAACUGCAGUUAACUGGCAAAGAUACUUCUUUCACGGUAUACUGGUUGUCAUGGAGUGUGUUAGCUGUGUUAUUUUUCCUUUUCAAGGUGUUUACCUUCAGCCAGAAGGCAUCUGUAAAUUUCCAAUUGGUGCUACGACUCAUCCAAAGCAUCUCAUUCUUGCUUGUAUUAGCUGGUCUAGCUGUUGCAGUUGUGCUUACAGACCUUUCUGUGGUAGACAUCUUUGCUUGCAUCCUUGCAUUUGUCCCAACUGGGUGGGGAAUCCUUUCUAUUGCUGUGGCAUGGAGGCCUCUCAUAAAGAAGCUACAUCUAUGGAAAUCGGUGCGCUCUCUGGCUCGUCUAUAUGAUGCUGGGAUGGGAAUGUUCAUCUUUGUUCCUAUAGCCAUCUUUUCAUGGUUUCCCUUCGUGUCCACUUUCCAAACUAGGCUUCUAUUCAACCAGGCAUUUAGCAGAGGUUUGGAGAUCUCUCUAAUUCUUGCUGGAAACAAUCCUAACACUGGGCUAUAACGCAUCAAUUGUUGUAGGUUGCUGCUUAGGUUAUCUACUGGAUCCGUGAGAGUUAAGAUGAUAAUUUUUAUGUGUGUUUAGCAUUAGUUUGGUGUAUAUUGUAUGUCAGAACAUCAGAUGAUGGAAGCAUAUGCAGAUGUCAAUUUAAUAUCUUAUCCCAGUUCGUAAAUAGAAGACGGUCUUAUUUUCGGACCCAAAUUUUUGGCAUUCUGGUA